Gopherus flavomarginatus (Mexican gopher tortoise) is the source of this 5973-nucleotide messenger RNA. It is a transcript of the gene STIM1, whose product is annotated as stromal interaction molecule 1. Gene Ontology annotation, biological process: intracellular calcium ion homeostasis; store-operated calcium entry; activation of store-operated calcium channel activity. Lineage: Eukaryota; Metazoa; Chordata; Testudines; Testudinidae. Gene Ontology annotation, molecular function: calcium ion binding; protein binding; calcium channel regulator activity. Gene Ontology annotation, cellular component: endoplasmic reticulum; plasma membrane. The coding region runs from base 1572 to 4040 and encodes 822 amino acids. The record is from RefSeq and is a predicted model, not a curated record. The transcript is spliced from 13 exons.
UGGCCUGUCCCAGGACACCCCAGGCCUACUGCAUGAGAGCUGCCCCAGGAGCACCGAGGACUAAUCCCGAGAGAAGCCAGGCCUACUGGAUGAGCAGACUGUCCCCGGAGAAGCCUGGACUUGAUAGGCGCUAGGUCUGACGUGUGAGAGCCAUCCUGAAUGCUGCUGGGAUUUCUUGUGUUCUGCUCGCACAUACUCUCUUGGGGAAAAUCCAUGAUUGAAUGGAUGCUGUUGAUUUGAACUGGGAUAAAAGGAAAAAAAUUCUUACGUAGCCUAUUGUAUCCAACAGGCCUGCGAUAGAGCAUCACUCAACUCUAGAAAGAGAGCUGUGGUGGAAAUAAAUUGGGCCAAACGAAGAGAGAUUCUGGCAAUUUUUUGAGUCAGAGAAGAGUUGCUGAUAAAAUAAUCUGGAAAUCCCAAUGAUAAACUGAGAUUUGCUGAAGUACAUAAAAAGAAAUCUUGAUCAAAACUGAGUGUAAACCAAAAUUUGGAUUAAAUGGUUCAGAGGCUUUUUGGAUUAAGUUGAGAAAUCUGCCUUGGGUAAAGAUACUAAUCCUGGGAGACAGCAGACAAGACAAACCUGUUUCAGGUGGUAAAACUACUGCAGUUUUGUGCUGCUGAGGUGGGAAUAGAGGACUGGAUAAUGAGUGUUCUUCCACAUUUUUUUUGUUUAAGGGAGUACUAACAAGAAGCAAAGGAAGGGAUAGGUUACCUGAUACCUGGCAGAGUCCAAGUCUGUUAAUCUCCAGCUGAAUAAGGUGGUCCUGUUUGGCAUGUUUUUUAUAUUUUGUUCUGUAAUAGAGGAUUGUGGCCUGUGGGGAUUUUUAACACUUUAAUGCUGGGUUUUUAAAAAUUCUUCUCUGCAUCUCUAAAAGAAUGUGCAUUAGAAUCUUUGCAAAUAUCUUUCUCUUUAAAAGUAUCUGAUUAAAGUGCAUGUUGUUUGAAAUUUAAAUUAAAGCAUUAAGUUGUCACAUGCACAGACAUUUAGCUGACCAAAAGAAAAUUAUUUUAAACAAGUUUGGUUUAUUCUAGUCUUGCUAAACGGUUUGGAAUCUGCAAGUAGGUUGAAGCUGUGCUUGACUACAAAUAGUUAAAACUUGGAUGCUGCAGCAUUUUGAGCCCUAGAGACUCUGCUGGUAAAUCAUUCAUGAAAUUUUUGUUUUGUACUUUUUAAUACCAAAAAUGUUAGGUAUAUUUUAUCUUAACCAGUCUUAAAAAAUAAAAGACUCUAGAGAACUUUCUUCAGGGCUAGAGAGGCAAAUUAAAAUUUGUUUUAUUUGGAGAUAAAUUUAAUUGUGAGGCUGGUUUUUGGGAGAAACCAUAGAUUUAGGGCAAAAUUUCAGCUUAUGCUGGAGGGAGGGAAAAGAACCUCAAAGUAUCUCCAUCCUUUACUUCUGUAGCCUUUGGAAUUAAUCUGGCACCACUCCUGGGAUAUCAGACACUUUACUUCCUACACCAUUUUGGGAUAUAAAGGUGCAGAGUGAACUAAGAAACUUGAACAUAUCCAUUGGGGACUGAUGCUGAGGAAGAGCUGACAUACAAAGGGAUAAAGUCCAUAAUAUUAUACAGAAAUGGAUGUGUGGUCAAGAGUAGCAGUGUGGAUCCUGUGUGGUUUUCUUCUGCACCAAGGACAGGGGGAGAGGCCCCCAGGUACCCAUUUGGAUGAAACUGCAAUUGCAGAGUUCUGUCGAAUUGAUGAGCCCUUGUGCCACAUCGAAGAUGAGCAGCUCAGCUUUGAAGCUGUCUGCAAUAUCCACAAGCAGAUGGACGAUGACGCCAAUGGCAACGUGGAUGUAGAGGAGAGCGAUGAGUUCCUGAGGGAAGACUUAAAUUAUCAUGACCCAACAGUCAAACACAGCACCUUCCAUGGGGAGGAUAAACUCAUCAGUGUGGAAGAUCUCUGGAAGUCAUGGAAAACGUCCGAAGUGUAUAACUGGACAGUUGAUGAGGUGGUGCAGUGGCUAAUCACCUAUGUAGAACUGCCACAAUACGAAGAAACCUUCAGGAAACUGCAGCUAAGUGGACAUGCCAUGCCCAGGUUAGCGAUAAACAAUGCCACCAUGAUGGGAACUGUACUGAAAAUGACUGAUCGGAGCCACAGGCAGAAGCUGCAGCUGAAAGCCCUGGACACAGUGCUGUUCGGACCUCCUCUCUUAACUCGUCAUAACCACCUAAAGGAUUUCAUGUUGGUGGUGUCCAUUGUCAUUGGAGUGGGUGGCUGCUGGUUUGCCUACAUCCAGAACCGCUACUCAAAGGAGCACGUGAAGAGGAUGAUGAAAGACCUAGAAGGGCUUCAUAGAGCUGAGCAGAGUCUACAUGACCUUCAAGAAAGGCUGCAGAAGGCCCAGGAGGAACACCGCACGGUGGAAGUGGAGAAGGUGCAUCUGGAGAAGAAGCUCCAAGAUGAGAUCAGCAUCGCCAAGCAAGAGGCACACCGACUGCGGGAGCUGCGCGAGGGGACGGAGAACGAGCUAAGCAGACAGAAGUACGCGGAGCAGGAGCUGGAGCAGGUCCGAAUGGCGCUGAAGAAUGCAGAGAAGGAACUUGAAUCCCACUGCAGCUGGGCCGCACCAGAGGCCUUGCAGAAAUGGCUCCAGCUGACCCACGAAGUGGAGGUCCAGUACUACAACAUCAAGAAACAGAAUGCGGAGAAGCAGCUGCUGGUGGCCAAAGAGGGGGCUGAAAAAAUUAAAAAGAAGCGAAACACCCUCUUUGGAACAUUUCAUGUUGCUCACAGUUCAUCCCUAGACGACGUUGAUCAUAAAAUCUUAACUGCGAAGCAAGCCCUGAGCGAAGUGACGGCUGCACUGCGGGAGCGCCUACACCGCUGGCACCAAAUCGAGCUGCUGUGUGGCUUCCAGAUUGUCAACAACCCAGGCAUCCACACGCUAGUGACAGCCCUGAACAUCGAUCCCAGCUGGUUGGGCACUUCCCGGCCCAACCCAGCGCACUUCAUCAUGACUGAUGAUCUGGACGAUCUGGAUGAAGAGAUUGUGUCUCCCAUGUCCAUGCAGUACGCAGCCUGGCUUUUGGGGCGCAGGUUCAGUGACCGCUCGUCUAUCUCCACGGAGGAUCUGUCCCUCUGGAAAUACCCUGCUGCCCCCUUGCCGAGCGGUGUCCGCCAGCGCGUCGUGGACCCGCAGCACUCCCUCGGAUCUCAGAGGUUGGUAGAGAGUUACGUGCAUGGCCAGAACGAGCCGGGCCAGCCUGCCCAUUACCUGCCAGGCAGAGUUGCUCUCCGUCGAAUGCACAGCUUCACUUCUGGACAGUCUUUUAGUUCCGACGCUCAUGGAACCAGCCCAGCAUCUGCCACCACCACCUCUUGCUCCUCCACCACCGCCACCACCACUGCACCUUCUUCUGCUUGCCAUGCCCACCCUAUCUAUUACCAUCACACCUCCUCCUCUUAUAUCCUCCAGCUGGACUCCACCCCUGACCUGCCCCCUCCUGAUGUCACCUCGGGGAUUCGCUGCCACGCUGAAAGCUUUGGAGACCUAACUCACUCCGACUCCGACUCCUCCUUCCUGUACAUGAGCGACCAUCAGCGCAUCCCAGGCUCUGCCCCCAAGCUCCUGGCCGCCAGGCCCCCGCUGCUGACCAGGUCCGCAGAGGAGUCGGCUUCAGGCCACCCUGCCGGCUGCACCCCGACCUCCAACGGAGGCAGCAGGCACGGUGAGGCCUCCUCGCUGGGGGCGUUGCAGGAGCGGCUGGCCGAGAGCCCGGUGGUGGCAAAGAAGAUGAUGAUGCUGAACCAUGGUAUGGAGAAGUCUGCCAGCCUCGGGGAGAUCAGCCACCCGACGGCGGGCAGGCAGAGCCACUCCGAUUCCUCCCGCUCACACAGCCCCAGCUCCACCGAGCCCGACACGCCCUCCCCCAUCUCCGACUCCAGGCCCAGCAAUGCUAAGAACACCCGCAUCCCGCAGCUGGCCACCAAGAAGAACGCCGGGGAAGAGGACAGCGGCUCCACGGGCGAGGAGACUGACUCCAGCCAGGGCAAGAAAAAGUUCCCCCUAAAGAUCUUCAAAAAGCCCAAGAAGUAGGAGGAGGAGGAGGAAAGCCAGCCACUGACCCAAUCCAUUGGGCAGGGAGGGGCGGGGCCCAGAGCCACGGGCGAGGGCACCUUCCCACCCCUUCCAGGAGCCACAUGGGUGGGGUGCUUGCGACUGCCCACCCCUCCUCCCCACCCCCAGAAACCCUCUGCCUCUCAAUCAAGUCAUGUAAAAUCUGCAGGGGGAGGAGCUGUUUAAACGUAUUUAUUUCCUGACAUGGAAACCAGCCACCCCUUCUCCCUCCCUCCCGUUCAGUAGCAGCCUGCUUUGCUGUGCAUGGCUUCUCAUGACUUCCGAGUGCUCCUGCCUCCACUCGGCCACACGGCAGUUAGGGUUUGUUUAAUGAGCUUUGAUUUUACCCCUUUCGGCUUCUUUGGGACUCCUGCACGUGUGGCUCCUGCUCAGCGUGAGAACCCCACCAGGGAAGGGUCCCUGUGGCCCAGACCCACCGCUUGCAUCUAUGCACCCCCAGGGCUUUGGCUUCCCUCUCGCCUGGGCCGGGGCAGCGGCUCGGGGAGGUCAGGGCCUAGUCCUGGCUACUCAGGGUUGAAUCCGCUGCGAUCUCUUCGGGUGAGCUGCCUCGUCUGUGGCUUUGCAGCUCUCUCGCGUGGGCAGCGUAGGGCACUUUGGGACAGACGCCCCGUGGCUGGGGUGACUGGAGGAGGAUGGGGCUUAUGCGUUUUUGGCAGGGGAAAGCAGAAGGCGCAUGCCAGCGAGCGGGUUCAGGGCUUUGUGUGGAGAGCAUGCAAGGGCCUGGCCGGUGUUUCUGCAUUCAGGAACCGUGGCCAAGUCUAUUCUAGGCACUGUUUGUUUCUUUAGCUGGCUCAGGGGAUGGCUGCAGCCUGCCGGAUGGGGGCCUGCUCCCUCUCAGCCUUCCCAGCCUCUGCAGCUGGAGCUGGACUUCCCUCGGCCAGGGCCAGGCACUGGGCAAAGGAAAUUGGGCUGGGGGAGGCGGGUGCUGCGAACCCCAGAGCAGCUUCCCACCGGGUCCAAGGGCCGCAAGCCAUUUGGGGACAGCCAGGCAACUUUACUGAGCUUCCUGGGUGAGUCGGGCCAGGCUUAGGGCCGAGAGGAUAGGCUGCUCCCGGGGCCUGGCCCCAGCGGCUUGGGGGUGAAUGAGAAUUCCCCUCAGGAAUAUUUGGGGGAGGGGCUGAAAUGGCUUGUGGGGGGUCGGCUCUGCUGUGUGUCGGGCUGUGUCCGAGGAGGGACUCAGCAGUCCUGCCCCGGGGGUGGUUCUAAUGCUGCCUGGCCUCCGGCACAUCCUCCCUGCUGUGAUUGCUGGGGGGGUGCCACAGCGAGAGCAAAAUGCCAGGCUGGGGGCACGCAGUGGUUUCUAAGCAGGGACUCCUGGGCCGAGCAGAGUUCUUACUUCCCAGGGCAGCUUCAGGCAGGCUGCGUCUGCCCCUUGGGGCUGGGCUCCUGGGGCGGGAGGAGCAUGGGGAGGAUGAGGUGGAAAAAGGGAGCUGGGGAGGGGAACCGGAGCUCUCUUCAGCUGGUGGGACACCUGCUGCGGCCACACGGCCAGGGAGGAGCGAUUGGCCUCGCCACGCUCUGCUGUGCCCCAGGGGGGUUCCCCUUUGCAGCUCUGCUCCCUGUUCAGACUAGAACCAGGCCGGAGGGGCCAGCAGCCGAGACCCCCCCCCGUACCCCCAGCUGGAGCAGUGUCGGUGAUCGAUUGACCCACUGAAUUGCUACCUCGACGUGGACGGCUGGAACCUGUCUGCAACCUUCACUUGAAGGAGAGCACCCAGCCCUCCCCACCUGUGCCCUGCCCCCCAUGCCCGAUCCCUCCCUUCCAUCCCAGUUUGGGAGGGCCCAGGUGUUAGGCCCCCACCAAAGAGCCCCAUGGCACAGGGCCUGGCGUUCUGUCUGCUGGCUUGUGGAGGAAGCCUGUGUUCUCGGGGGGCAGAGUGUGUGGCUGGGG